UUUUGAGCACUGAGACAGGAACUCGAGCGAUGGCGAUAGAGCUCGCGUCAUGAUUCUGCACUGAUUCGACGUGAAUGGUUCGCGUUAUGAUUUGGUGCUGCUGUUGCAGCAUACCAAGUGGCUUAGCCAGCUCGCCGUGGUCCUUCUUGUAGUUUGUUAAUAGUGGAUAAUGGUUGAGUACGUGAUCCGUUUUUCAGUUCACGAUUGUGGCAGCUCAUUAGCAAUGGAGCAAGCUUGCUCGUGUUCUACUCUAGGGUUUGUUGCAGGGUUUUAAGGUGAAUCGAAGCAGGGGAGAUGGCAGGUUUGGAGAUCGAGAGGAUUGUGGAUGCAUUGUGGUUGCGGUGAAGUUGAGGGGGAAGGGGGGGGGGUAUCACAUCACUCCUAGAUGGGAUUGCGGGAGAAUUUUAAUCAAGAGGAACGAGGCCUCUGUAUGUGGCAUCACGAGUUCACAAUGCUUGGAGGUCACGAUGUUCCUGGUGCAGUCUCGAUGAAUCUUUCGAGUAAUGUGAUAGUUUAAAGUGGAGGGAAGGAUGAGAAUGUGGAAUUGAAGGAAACUUGCAAGGGAUCGAGGAUUUGGACAGUAGGGUUGAGUAAUUCAAGCAAUGGAGUAUUACGUAUAUGUAGACGAGGAGGUCCAUGGACUUAUCGAUGGUGCCAUGGAAGCUCGGUUUGAGAAUUUGGAACUAAUCGGCAAAGGAUCUUUUGGCGAUGUUUUCAGAGGAUUUGAUAAGGAGUUGAACAAAGAGGUGGCAAUCAAAGUCAUCGACCUGGAGGAAGCAGAGGAUGAAGUUGAGGACAUUCAGAAGGAGAUUUCUGUACUAGGUCAGUGUCGAUCACCUCAUAUCACAGAGUAUUAUGGGUCGUACUUACACACGACAAAAUUAUGGAUUGUCAUGGAGUACAUGGCUGGUGGCUCUGUAUCAGACUUGCUUGAGACUGGACCACCACUUGAUGAAGUUUCUAUAGCGUCCAUCUUACGAGAGCUGUUGCUGUCACUGGACUACCUACAUUCAGAAGGAAAAAUACAUCGUGAUAUUAAAGCGGCUAAUAUACUGCUCACUGCAAAUGGAGAUGUUAAGGUUGCAGAUUUUGGAGUUUCUGCUCAGCUGACUCGUACAAUGUCCAAACGCAAGACAUUUGUUGGAACUCCAUUCUGGAUGGCGCCAGAGGUCAUACAGAACUCUGGAGAUGGCUACAAUGAGAAGGCAGAUAUAUGGUCAUUGGGGAUCACCGCUAUUGAGAUGGCAAAAGGGGAGCCACCUUACGCAGAUCUGCAUCCUAUGCGUGUUCUUUUUCUUAUUCCUAAGAACAACCCGCCGCAGCUGGAUGAUCAUUAUUCUCGACCCUUCAAGGAGUUCGUAUCUUUCUGCCUUAAGAAAAACCCUUCUGAGAGGCCAAGUGCGAAGGAGCUUCUCAGACACCGAUUCGUCAAGAAUGCCCGAAAGAGCUCCAGACUUGUUGACAGGAUAAGAGAACGACCAAAAUCACAUGUUAGCAAGGCCAAGGAUACACCCAGACCAUCCGAAGCCUUUAAGAAUGAGUCUGACAGUAAGGGAGUGAGGAUGAGGAGCGACAAUGGUGUCUAUCCUCCCUUGAGCUCUCGACGUAGGGAUGCAAGUUGGGACUUUGGGACUGGCAGUAUACAUACUACUGGUACUCUCCGAAGCAGCUCAAAGACGUUUGGGCAAAUAGAUCAAGACAGGCCUCGAGGGACUGAUAAUUCCUUACAUCAAGGAAGCGACGUAUUGCCCACUCUUUUGAGCAAGGCAGAACUUGAUUAUCAAAUUGAUGCAGGACUGAGGGAUGCCAGUGUGGAUAUAAAUGCGCUUCGUAGAAAUAGUUUCGGCACGCAAAAAAGAUUAGAUGCAGAACCGUACUUUUCGAGAGAUCCUGGGCCCCAUGCAAGUGGUGAUAGCAGUAUGGAGGGAAGAUCUCAAGCACGACCAUUUCUAGGGUCACUGUCAGCUACUACGGUUAACACCACUGGAGGAUCAAGAAAUGAAGAAGCUUCGGAAGGUUUUUCAAGUGGGACUAUAGUGCGAAGCAGUACACCAGACGAGGGAGGCUCAAUCCCAGGAACUCCAAAAAUUAAUCUAGAAGCUCGAGAAGAUAGUGCAACAAAUCUUGCCGAGGCCAAAGCUGCCCUUCAAGCUGGAAUGAGGAAAGGAGGUCCAAAAGGUCCUACACCAGUGAAAUUACGGAAAGAUGCUCACGAGCAUUUAAGUGAUCCUCGAGAGACCCCAAAGGCAGCUUCUAGGCAGAGUAGACGGGCCAGUGAGGAGGACGUUGCCCGAGCCGCUGCAGCUGGUGCAUCGGCUGCCUUGACCCUUCUUCUAAUACCUGCUCUUAAAGAGCGUUUCAUGCAGACUGCAGCUGAGCAGUCGGAAGGGCCUGCUUUAAGAGCUGCAGCUGAUGCAGCGGACGCUUUGAUGGAUCUGGAGCGGCUGGCGCCAGGUGCUUGUGAAGUUCUUGUUAGCAAACUUCUAAGACAACUAAUCAGAAAAGACGAAGCUCCUGUGAAAGGUCUGCAGAGCCUAGCACGCCGGUUACUCUCAGAUAAUGGCGGUGAAAAAGAUGGACAUGUCCCAUCUUCGCACAUUCGUUCUGGGACUGCUAGACUUAGAUCUCAAAGGGACAAAAGUUACGAUUCGGGUUUGAGUCCAGUGGCCGCAUUCUUACUUCACAGGUGGCAAGGUCAAGUCUCAAAAGACCUAAAUUUUCGUCGCUAACAUCUCAUUUACAAGAUAUAGACGAGAUAUCAUCGACAUUGUAAUAGAGGCGUACUUGAGGUCCAUGUGGGUAUCACCACUGGGUUUCUUGCUGUUAUGUGUGUUUCUUAGUGCCCGCUGGUUUUGCUGUGGUCCUAUGUAUUGACAUAGUGAUUGUAAAAUAUGUAACCCUUAACUAUUAACAAAUUCCACAAUGAUUCAUAACACAUAGUUUUGUUGGCCCAUAAUGCCUCACCGUAGUUGCACAAUUUUCUUUAGUGUCCUUUGUCGUCUCUGGUAAUCAGGCUAGUGAGGUUGUCACUAAAAUAUCCAACUUAGUAGUACGAACUAGGGAUGCCUGCAAUAGGGUGGUUUUAAUAAAAGGUGUGGUUUUCGUCAGCGUCAAAUGUUGACAAAUCAUGCUAGUCUUUUUUGAA
This is a messenger RNA of Physcomitrium patens, 3145 nucleotides long. RefSeq lists its product as uncharacterized. The record is from RefSeq and is a predicted model, not a curated record. Gene Ontology annotation, molecular function: protein serine/threonine kinase activity; ATP binding. NCBI's taxonomy places the organism in Eukaryota, Viridiplantae, Streptophyta, Bryopsida, Funariales, Funariaceae. Gene Ontology annotation, biological process: protein phosphorylation. Gene Ontology annotation, cellular component: cytoplasm.